Molecule: messenger RNA, 3598 nt
Organism: Physella acuta
Lineage: Eukaryota; Metazoa; Mollusca; Gastropoda; Physidae
Product: kelch-like protein 9
Molecular function (GO): protein binding
Source: RefSeq, a predicted model, not a curated record
CUCUGCUAAUGAUAUAAUUUCUGUUAUGAACCAGACCAGGGGACACAUUCAGCUUAUCCAUCAAACAUGCCAUUGUCCCCUAAAAAACAUUUGACACCAUAUGUGUCCCGUACUACCCAAGCAUCUAGACUGCGUUUUCUAGACAACACAUGUGAUAGUAUGGUACAGGCAAGAGAUUUCCCUCCAUCAGAAUUUUCUGUGUUGGCUACUGAUGAUGACGUGCCAGGCCCAUCCUUUGCCUCAAGUGAAAAAGUUGUUUCCAGUUAUAUGCCAUCUUCAACAGAAAACCAUUGUUGUGCGUUGCUCCACGGUUUACAAGAGCUUAGAAAAUCAAAUACACUUUGUGACUAUACAUUGAUUGCUGAUGGACAGAAAAUUGCUGUUCAUCGUGCAGUAAUGGCAGCUUGCAGCGAUUAUUUCAGAGUAAUGCUGACAGGUUUCAUGAAAGAGAGCCGGGAGGAGUUUGUAGAGCUGAAAGGUGUUACAGCUGGUGGUUUGAAAGUGGUUGUAGAUUUUGCAUAUACCGGGCGUCUUGAACUUACUACAGAUAAUGUUCAGGAGGUGUUGUCUGCUGCAUCACAUCUGCAGGUAAGUGUGGCAGUGGAACUAUGCAGUAAAUACUUGGAAAUGGCUUUGACAAACUACAAUUGUACAGACAUUUUGAACCUAGCACAGAUGUACUCACUUGCUUCUACACAGACUAAAGCUUUACAGUACAUGAUGGAUAAUUUUGAGAUUGUAAGCUCAUCCGAACAGUUCAACAAAUUAACCCACACUCAGCUGGCAACCAUGUUAAAAGAUAACAGCCUAAGAGUGCCAUCCGAAUUUCAUCUUUUUAAAACUGUCCUGCAAUGGAUUGACCACGACAAAGAUGAUAGACUACAGUAUCUGGCUGAACUUAUGAGAAACAUACGUCUCCCUUUGUUAGCAGGAGAAGAAUUAGUGGAAAAAGUUAGUAAAGUGGAUAUGAUGAGAAGUAACCAGGAGUGCAGUGACCUAUUAACACAAGCCAAAGACUACCAUAUAGUAAUUGGCAAACAGCCCAUGCUACAGACCUCCCGUACACAAGUUCGAUCAAACCACCCCAGCAUCGUCAUGUCACAUGCCCAAAAUCUGGAAUGCUACACAUUCCAUAACAAGAAUCAUGGCUUCUUGAGGGAUGCACCCAUGCCCCUGUUUAAUCCCAGUGUGGCUGUGCUCGACAAUUUCAUGUAUGCUUGUGGUGGCAAAUAUGACAGCACUGAAAACAAUGAAAUCGCUACAGCUCGUUGCUUUAGAUAUGAUCCAAGAUUUGACAUCUGGUAUGAGCUGACUUCAAUGAAUGAAGCCAGGAAAGACUUUGUGGUUGUGGCUUACAAUGGGAAGCUGUAUGCAGUUGGUGGCCAAGAUGAAAAUAUGGUGAUGUGUACUGUUGAAUGUUAUACAGUGGCCACUGAAGAUUGGGACAUGUGUGCUUCUAUAAGCCACUCCUGUUAUGGACAUGCAGGCGCAGUGUGUCGGGAUAAAAUUUAUAUAUCAGGAGGUCAAAGAUUUUCAGGCUGUGCUAACAACAUGAGCUGCUAUUCUCCAGCAUUAAACAUCUGGGAGGAAAAAGCCCCAAUGUUAAAUGGGCGCUGUAAUCAUGUCAUGAUGGAGGUACAGAAUAUGCUUUAUGUUAUUGGAGGAAACAUAGAGGAUAGCUAUGGCUUCCCAGUGCCAAUAAUUGCUAUGGAGUUUUACAACCCAGAAACAGAUCAGUGGUCUAUUUGUAAAACCACUUGUAACAUCAGAGAAGCUGGCGCUUCAACACUAAAUAACAAGAUUUACAUUGUUGGUGGCAUAAAUGGGGAACAUUACUACUCAGACCUACUUCAGGAAUAUGACCCAGCUAAAGAUGUUAUGACAAUAGUAGAUAAAUUUUCAAACAGAGUUUAUGGAAGAGCCUGCUGUAUUCUUACACUGCCUCAUUAUUUAUCAGGGAUAGGCCCCAACUAGGAAUUUUAAAUUAUUUUAAGAAAUAGAUAAGAUUUUACUUUUUUAUCCUAUAAGUAAUAAAAAAAUAUCACAGUACAGCCCCUCCAUCAAAUGCAUUGAGAUACACUUUAUAAUUUAAAUUUUACAAAGCGAUUUAAAUCGUUAAAUAUUUAGAAAUGUUUUUAAAAAUAUUUAAAAAACAUCAUGGAAAAUUUAAACAGCUAAUCUAGGUUACUUUAUAAAAUAAUUUUUUUUGUCAUUUUAAGUUAAAGGUUAUCAUCAUUUUGCAAAAUAGCUGAUAACUUUUUUUGUCAGCCUUUGGUUUUUAAACUUCUAGCCAUCAUGUGAAAGGGGAGGGCAAAGGCUGCAUUACAAAAUCAGGGGUAUUUUAUUUUGUUUAGUUUAAACAAAGUCUGGGUUCUUUUCUAACAUAGUCAUGCACUGCCAAACAACAUUAGCUCAUUGCUUUUGGCACUAUUAUUUUUAAUAAAUAGACAAAACUUUGUGGUGACCUUUAAUAAAAAUGAAAAAAAGUACAUCCACACUACAUAACAAAGUUGAAAUAUAUAUCCUAUUUUGUAAUUAGAAACAAAUGGCCUGUUUAAAAUAUGGUUUGGCAAUAGGAAAAAAGACAAAUUUCAACAUGUCAGUAGUAAUUAAGUACUGUAGCUGUAAUUGUCAGUUUUUUAAUUGAAUAACCACAUCUGGUUUAGAAAUGCAAAUAGUUAUUUUAAUCUAAUGUUGUUAAUGUGAGUGACAGCUGUAAAAAAUUAGCAAGGAUAAUUUAUUUAUAACUUUAUGUUAUGGAGUGUUAACAUUUUGUAAAAUCAUAAACUAAAUCUUGUCUUAAACUCUUUUUUCAUGUGAUGUAAUAUCUUAUUUAUUGCCUCAUUAAUUUAUAAUUGUAAAUAUCUUUCUGUUAAAAUUCCAAAUAAUUUCAAGUCAUAAUAUAUGUGGUGAUAAAAAUUAGGCAACUCAAGUUAUCAUAAAAAUAAGCUGCCAACUCGAGAGUAAAAUCUGAAUGAAACAUCAUGACUUUGGCCAGUUUGUAGAAUAUCUCUGUAUUCACAUGGCUGCAGUUAUCACCUGAAGUUAGCUACAAUUGGUGUCCAAGUAUUCAGCCAAGGCUAUACAUCCUUGAUACUGAAAGUUUUUAUAUUUAAAGAAUUUAUUGUUUUUUCCAAACUGCUUCUAUUUGCAUUUGAACCAAUUUUUGCUUGCAUUCCCCCACAGAUAUAGCAGGUUAGAUUACCAAUAUUUUUCCCUUUGUAAACAAUGCUGCUUCUUAUUUGUGUCAAGGUGAUAUUGCAAAAUCUUUUAUCUUAUUUCUUGAAUGUAUAAAUAGUAUAAUAUAAAUAUACAAAUGGAAUAUAUUAAAAUAUGUCUGUUUGAUAGUUGCUGUGUGUAAACCUACAUUAGCUUGCCACAAGGGAUAUUUUAUACUCAGCCUGCAUUCACUUAAAUUUUAUGUUGAGCCUGGUAUACUAAAUAUGUCAUCACAAAAACAUUUACUUGUGUAGUUCUGUUUAUAGUUCUUUUUACAUUGUGUAAUUUUUCUGUUGAUUAUUGCUAUCCAAUAUGUACAUUUUUGUCAUCAAAAAUUACAAUGAACACUUGGAUUUUACUUAAAGUUAGUUUUACUGUU